AUGCAGAAAGUGAGGUAUCCGAAGAAAACUGCUCCAAUGAGUCUUGUGGACACUGGGUUGCCGGGAAAUGGACCAAAUGUUCCUCUACGUGUGGGCAAGGAAUCAGGCGAAGAACGGUUAGUGGAGUGUCUUGGCGGAAGGGAUUGUCCAUUCACGGCGAAACCGAUUUCUGAAGCACCUUGCUACUCGGGAGUACCAUGUAUCGAUCAGAUUGCACAAAAUCCUCAAGCAUGGACUCAACUGGACAACAGAAUUGACUGGGGUGAUAGAAAGUUCCUGGACGAAUCAGCAUACAAUCCUGUUGAGAGCAAUGGCCAUUCACCAAGGUUAGUCCUGAGUUCAUGGAGUGAAUGUUCGACGACAUGUGGUCCAGGAGUGCAGACUCGCACGGCAGAAUGCAUGGCUGCACAUCCUAUUGCAGGAAUGAUUCGCCUACCGUAUUCGGAAUGUCAAUCAUGUCUCAGCAGUGCACAUACCCAAUUGUUCACUGUGAAUCCCUUGAGUUCUUUUCUAGCACAAGCACAGCCGUCACUUUUCGAACCCUGUGAAGCUCGUCCAUGUCCCCUUCAAGAAGACUCGAAAACCAAUAAUGAAGAGGUCCCGUUCAAAUGGGAAAACGGUGACUGGGGACCAUGUUCGGCCAGCUGUCUGGGAGGAAAACAAAAAGCGGCCUUGCUAUGUCGAGAAACUGCCACUGGUCGUGCUGUACCAUGGUCUCAGUGUGACGCUAGAACUCGUCCACCACAACUCGUCCGUCAAUGCAAUCAGCACGCUUGUCCACCACUCUGGCAGGUGAGCGCUUUUGGAGCUUGUUCCGUGUCUUGCGGUGGUGGUACCAGCACUCGAACCGUGAAGUGUGUCCGUCCAGUGAGUCGAAGUGGAGGCGCUGAUGCUCACAUCGUACUUCGAGAUGCUGAAUGUCCUUUGCCCAAGCCAAGUGAGACAGAAAGUUGUGGAGCCGUUGUAUGCCCAGCUAGUUGGAUCACCGGAGCCUGGACAGAAUGCUCAGCGUCAUGUGGUUCUGGAGAACAGAAACGAAGUGUGGUAUGUGAAGGAAGAGAUGCUCGUGGUCGACGAGAACGACGUCCAGAAAAGGAAUGUGGCACUGAUGAAAAACCUCCUGCUGUGCAGAUGUGCAGUCUAGGUGGGCUCAUUUGGGAAAUUGAAAGUACUUGUGGUAAACCCCAGUUGCUGACGAAUCGCGUUUUCGAGCAGAACGCAUCCGAAAGAAAGCUCACAUUAGGAAUCGGUGGAGUGGCAACGCUUUAUCAAGGAACCAGCAUCAAAAUCAAAUGCCCACGAAAGAACUUUGACAAAAAGAAGAUCUAUUGGACAAAAAAUGGCAAGCGAAUCAGGAACGACGGUGAGAAUCCCAACAAACGUUCAUAUUUGCAAGUUUUCCUUCUGAUUCUGAAAAGGGCAACAUGUCUGUGUCGGGUUGCCAAUAGGAUUAUGGGGUUUUUCUCUUUCAAACAACAGAUUGCACAUAUCAAAGUGUCAGCAAAUGGUAAUCUACGCCUAUUUCACGCUCGAAUGGAAGAUGCUGGUGUAUACGAAUGUUAUACGGAUACUUUACAAGGGAAUGUCACGCUUCGAUUCAAAUAUCGUGACGAGGAAAAGCCAAAUCGUCUCCGCCCAUCCUAUCUACAGAAAGGCCACAAAGGAAAGUACAAGAAUGCAUCACUUUUUGAGGGAACUGUGCAUUCGCUACGACCCGAUUUACCAUUACCCAAGACCUUACCCGAUUUUAUAAGCAAUCGCUUCGUCAGCACAAUUUUUAAGCAUUUCAAAGACACUUUGACUUUUCAGGCGAUCCUCUCUGCUGGAAGUUAUCCCGAAGUUGCAAGGGAACUACAAAAGCAUCGUGAUACAAUUCAAGCACGAUGGGAAAUGGGACAUUGGACAGACUGUAAACAAGCAACAUGUGGCGUUGCUGGCUAUCAGGCACGCGAGGUCACUUGCAGCGUAAUGGUAGAUGGAGCACGUCGAACAGGAGAUCCACGGCUCUGCACCGCUUUGGCUUCACCUCGACCCCCUGAGACAAGACCCUGUCACAAAGAGGAAUGCCCCCGAUGGGAUGCAAGCGAUUGGACUGAGGCCACCUUCCUGUUCCAGUGUUCAACUGCUCCCUGCCAGCGGAAUGGAGUAGCAAAACAACGUCGGCACGUAAAAUGUAUGACAGCGAAUGGGGAAGCAGUUGACGAGGAACGUUGUGACAAAACCCAAAGACCGAAAACACGCAAGGAAUGCGAAAAUCCAAGCUGUAAAGCUGAAUGGCAUGCAUCUGACUGGGGGUCUUGCUCAUCGAAUUGUGGCACAGGAGGGGUACAGCUCCGACUAUUGUCCUGUGUUUGGGCAGCAAGUCGUGCUGCAGCAGGACGAAACUGCGAUGGACGACGUCCACCAGCUGCACGUUCUUGUCCGUUGGCGGGUUCGCUUCCUCCAUGUAGUCCUACUGCCCUCCCACUACAACAGGGUAAGUUCUCUAGAAAAAAACCCUUCCCUUCUGGGAAUGAUUCUCCAACCUGCAUGAAUUUCCAUUUAAUUUCUGUUAUGCAAUCCCUUCUAGAUGAAUCUUGCGAAGACAACUCGCGCUACUCAAGCCGAGCUGCAGCAGGACGAAACUGCGAUGGACGACGUCCACCAGCUGCACGUUCUUGUCCGCUAGCGGGUUCGCUUCCUCCAUGUAGUCCUACUGCCCUUCCACUACAACAGGGUAAGUUCUCUAGAAAACAACCCCUCCCAUCUGGGAAUGAUUCGUCAACCUGCAUGAAUUUCCAUUUAAUUUCUGUUAUGCAAUCCCUUCUAGAUGAAUCUUGCGAAGACAACUCGCGCUACUGUGAUAUUAUCAAAGUUUUCCAUUCGUGA
This is a messenger RNA of Haemonchus placei, 2868 nucleotides long. The record is from the annotation of a GenBank genome assembly. NCBI's taxonomy places the organism in Eukaryota, Metazoa, Nematoda, Chromadorea, Rhabditida, Trichostrongylidae.